Harpegnathos saltator (Jerdon's jumping ant) is the source of this 1130-nucleotide messenger RNA. RefSeq names its product high mobility group B protein 6-like. The record is from RefSeq and is a predicted model, not a curated record. Lineage: Eukaryota; Metazoa; Arthropoda; Insecta; Hymenoptera; Formicidae. The coding region runs from base 170 to 796 and encodes 208 amino acids. The transcript has 4 exons. Gene Ontology annotation, biological process: regulation of transcription by RNA polymerase II.
GUAACCGUUGUGUUUUCUGAACGCAGCCAUUGUAUACGUUGAAGAUGGCUGAAAAUGUCGCGCAUCAGUCCGAUAUGUUCUCGAAGAGAGGGACGAUGCUGUAGAUAUGUGCACGUGAGACAGUGCGAAACGUUCGUUUCGUCUUACAUAGUCAAAAUCCGCAUUUACGAUGUCAGAUGAGUCCGAGUAUGACGUGGAGCCGGAGGAGUUUGAUAUCUACAAGAGGAAGUAUCAAUUGCUGUUAGAAAGAUGCGAGAUUUUACAGCAGGAGAAUGAACGAUUGGUCUAUAGAAUUCAGAAAGUGAGGAAGCUUCUGCGACGCACGAGAAAAGAGAAAAAAUUUCUGAUCGAUCGAUUGGACCAACAUGGAGAUCGCUGGCGCGAAGUACCAAUGGGUGUCCUUGAGGAAAAUAGUGUAUUCCAAACAAUUCCAAAAUCAGAGAAAGGUGGGAAAGGUGCUUCUCAUAAUGCCAAAGAGGAAAAACCCAAGAAAGGGACCAAGAGAAAAGGUGCAAAAGCUGAUCCAAAUGCGCCAAAACGACCUGCUAAUCCCUUUUUCCAGUUUUGUCAGGAACAAAGGCCACGUGUAAUGGAACGUUUGGCCGGAGAGCCGGAACCUAGUAAACAAGAAUUAACUAGACAACUUGCAACCACAUGGAAAUCUCUUAGUUCUGAGGAUAAAAAAGUAUAUUACAAUAUGUACGAAAGAUCCAAAGAAAAGUAUGUCGCUGAGAUGCAAAUAUACAACAAGAAAACUGAAGAUGCACCUUAUCAGGUGCCUUUAAAUAUCACAUAAUACUUAAUUGUGACAAUAUCCAUUCAUUACAAGAUAAGUAAUUUAUGGUUGUACUUUUUAACAUGUAGAAGCAGGUUAUUGUAUGUACAUUAAUGUUUAUAACUUAUGUAGAAAGUAUAUACCAAAUAUUGUAUAAUUUUUUCUUACAUAUGUGAAUAUGGAACAACACUUUUAGCCCAUGUAUCUCUUAAACCAGAGCUGGCCACGAUCUGCACAUUUCAGGUGAAAUUCAGUAGGUGACGCUUACCCUGCCCCUCGCACCACUCCGCGCUCAGCGGCCGGGGUGACGAUCGCGGUAUACUCAGGCCUGUCGCUAUAUAAGAAAUCAGCUGAG